Messenger RNA from Meleagris gallopavo (turkey), 3370 nucleotides. The record is from RefSeq and is a predicted model, not a curated record. Lineage: Eukaryota; Metazoa; Chordata; Aves; Galliformes; Phasianidae.
UUGGAUUCCUGCAGCAUGGGUACCGUUGUGUAUGGUCCCAGGAGCCAAGGCAGUGCUCAGUUGUAUGCACUUGCAUUGGUGUCCUUCCCUGAAAAGGCCACAGAUGGCUCCCUACAGAGCGAAGACUGGACACUUAACAUGGAGAUCUGUGACAUUAUCAACGAGACAGAAGAAGGUCCAAAGGAUGCCAUUCGAGCGCUGAAGAAGAGACUGAAUGGAAACAAAAAUUACAGGGAGGUCAUGCUGGCUCUUACGGUGUUGGAGACCUGUGUGAAGAACUGUGGCCAUCGCUUUCAUGUCUUAGUGGCAAACCGUGACUUCAUAGAUGGUGUUCUGGUGAAAAUCAUCUCGCCCAAGAAUAAUCCCCCCACCAUUGUACAGGAUAAAGUACUCGCACUGAUUCAGGCCUGGGCUGAUGCCUUUCGAAGUAGCCCUGAUUUAACUGGAGUAGUGCACAUUUAUGAAGAACUUAAGAGGAAAGGCAUAGAGUUUCCCAUGGCUGAUCUUGAUGCUUUAUCUCCAAUACACACACCACAGAGGAGUGUUCCUGAAGUUGAUCCUGCAGCAAAUAUGCACAAUUCACAGUCUCAGCAAAGGAUGAGCACCAGUUCUUAUUCUUCACCUUCUCCAACAGCGUAUUCUGCUCCACAAGCUCCAGCUCUGAAUGUGACUGGCCCCAUCACUGCCAAUUCUGAACAGAUUGCCCGGCUGCGCAGUGAACUGGAUAUUGUUCGUGGGAAUACCAAAGUGAUGUCUGAAAUGCUGACAGAAAUGGUUCCUGGACAAGAGGAUUCUUCAGACCUUGAAUUACUCCAGGAGUUGAACCGAACCUGUAGAGCCAUGCAGCAGAGAAUCGUGGAGCUUAUCUCACGAGUGUCCAAUGAAGAAGUCACAGAGGAAUUGCUGCAUGUGAACGAUGAUUUAAAUAAUGUCUUCCUCAGAUAUGAAAGGUUUGAACGAUACCGAUCAGGACGUUCCACACAAAAUGCCAGCAACGGACAGGUUCUGAAUGAGGUGACAGAAGAUAACUUAAUAGAUUUGGGUCCUGGCUCUCCAGCUGUAGUGAGCCCUAUGGUCGGAAACUCAGCACCACCAUCAUCACUUUCUUCACAGCUUGCAGGGCUUGACUUGGGUACGAACAGUGUCAGUGGCACACUCAGCUCCCUACAGCACUGUAACCCUCGCGAUGAUUUCGACAUGUUUGCACAGACAAGAGGCAGUUCCUUGGCUGAGCAACGAAAGAAUGUGACAUAUGAGGACCCACAGGCUGUCAAAGGACUGGCAUCCGCCCUGGAUGUUCGGAAACAAAACACAGGAGGGGUAGGUCAUUGCUCUGUGUUUUGUUAUCUGAAGCUGUGUGUGGAAUCCAAGCUGCAGACAGCUCCUUCGACUGAGUCUUCUCAUUCUGUAUUCUAGUGACAUGCUAGUACUGGCUAUUUUGAAAUUGGUAUCUAGGAGCAACUACUUACUCAGUAAUGAUUGCUAAAGAGCUGCUACUUAGCACACCAGCCUAAAAGCCUUCAAAAUGAGAGUGGGUAAAUUGUCCUGUGUGCUUGCAGCUUGCCUGAGGGGUCUGGUUCUUUGACUGGAGUUGUUGCUGAAAAGAAUAAAUAGGGAACAUCCUGUUAAUGCUGGUGUGCCUCUGUUUGCUUUGAUUUUGCUUACGAAAAUUGGUGCAGUCUUAAUCUGCCAGACUUUGCUCAAAGUGCAUGGGCAGGAGCAAGCGACAGGAAGAGAAAUUAUUCAGACUUUUAAUGCUUUGCAUGCCUUGCCACAGCUGCCUUUGCAUGCAAUCUGUUCUGCCCCUGGGCAGGAGGGACCCAUGUGCUGCCGCCUCUCACACCACCUGAUCCUUACAACUUGUUUCAGAGGAUGAGCUUGGCCGACUUUGUGUGUAUGCCUCAGUGAAGACAGAAGUGGAAGGAGCUCUCAGGUCAUCCCUCAGCCCUUUCUACCACCCUACUUCUUAAAAUUGUCCUGUUUACAGCAAUAAGUUUUCAGAUGACAAAGAAAGCACAGUCUUUCCCUAUGCAGUUUCAGUCUGUGCUGACCACUAGGGAGCACGGGAGAGCCAGUGUAGCACGGGGGAGAGGCAGGGCAGCCUGGGCAUGUCUCCCUCCAUGCAGAACUGCCUCCCCGUGCCUUGGCUGAUCCCGCCCUGCUUCUCUCUGAAGUUGAAACGGGAGUGCUCUGGGCAGCUGGCAUGCCUGGCAACUUCUGCUCUGAGCCGGAGAGAAUUUGUGUUCUGAGCCAGCUGGGGUCGGAUCACAGCUGCCUGCAUUGGCCAUAGUGCAGUGGUUGCCCAAGGAGCACCCCCAUCCCACAAAUCUGUCUGCUGGUUGCUGUCCCCAUCCUCCUGCCAAAUGGGUAGUGUAUAACCCAUCCCACAAAGCUUCGUCCCAGCACAGUUGAGGGAGGGGGUGGUAGCAUAGGGAGGCAGGGAAAGAAGUUAUACCAGGGAGAGAGAGAGGAAUUCCUGAUGUCAGUGCUACAGUCAGAGCCCCUGUGUCACUGUGCUCUGUUACUGGGAGGACCUGGGAAGCAGUCUGAGAUUCUGUUCUUUGUUCCUGGUUAACCAAAAGCACGGGGCUUGAGUUACUGCUGGCCGAGGGGGCCGUCCGUGUUUAUUAAUGCUUCUGUUCUCAGGCAGUUGUGCUUGAGGCACCAGUGUCAUUCACAGUAGUGUAGCUGCUGCUCUGCCUGAAGUGUUAUGGGUUCAGAUGGCUGUAUCUAAGCUAAUCUGAUGGGUCAAAGUUUUGUGGGGAGGAGUACUUUAUAGGUUGUGGAAGUUUGGGCUCUGAGAUGGUGUAGGGACUUUGCUUUUCAAAGGUCCUGGUGACUGUAUCGUGUAAUAAGAAUUGCUCGUUCUCAAGGCACUCUUUCUUUAGUAAACACUACUUUUUUUCAAGUGUUGUGAGGCUUAUGGGUGUCUCUUCUUAAAGGAAAUAAAAAUUAAACUCUCCUAAAGUUCCAGCCGCAGCAUGCGUAGGGAAAAACUGGCAGUGAGCAGUAAAUGAAAGACAUGAGUUAAUGUGGGUAGAGAGCUAAUUUAAGAAGAGCUCUAGGGUGGAACCAGAGCUUUGCAACACGUUCUGCACACGUUGUCUUCCAGCACAGUUGUGCAGGGGUAAAUUUCAGCACAUCCGACAUUUCUAAUGUAGUCAUACUCAGAAAGAUCUGUAGGGAGAUGGCUGCUCACGUGGCAUUAGCUGUCUUUUAAUAUGAUUUAGCAGCUGGAAACCGGACAAGCUAAAAAUACCCUGAAUUCUUAAUAUUGCUUUUCCUCGUUGGGAAUUGCUUUUGUUGCCACAGAGUUGUUGCGUGAUCACAGCUGGGAGGAGAGGUGUCCAAGAAACAAUUCUCACUGUUA